Nerophis lumbriciformis (worm pipefish) is the source of this 3765-nucleotide messenger RNA. NCBI's taxonomy places the organism in Eukaryota, Metazoa, Chordata, Actinopteri, Syngnathiformes, Syngnathidae. The record is from RefSeq and is a predicted model, not a curated record.
AUGGUGCUGGAGGAAGGCGCGCGGAGCUGCCUGCUUCGCUUUCGCCGGAACCUGGAGCAGGACAUCAAGCCCACCUACCUGAUGGAUCACAUGAUCAGCGAUGGUGUGCUGAGCGGCGAUGAGGAGGAGAAGAUCAUCUCCCAGCCGAGCAGGAAAGAGCAGGCAGCGGCACUCCUGGAACUGCUGCUCAAGAAGGACAACAACACUUUUGUUUCCUUCUAUAAUGCUCUGGUGAAGGAAGCAUACUACGACUUGGCCAAUUUGCUUCUCGGCAACCUUCCUGGCGCGUCACCAAAAUGUUCUGACGAUACUUCCUAUGUCCAAAUAGUUCUGAGUGAAGGCGGCGUCCCUCAGAGGCCGGUGGUUUUCGUCAAUCGACCAGAGUCAAUCAACCGAAUCCGAGAGAAGCUCUACCAUCUCCGGACAGAAUCUGGCUGGGUCACGGUAUUCGGCAUGGCCGGCUCGGGAAAAUCCGUGCUGGCGGCAGAAGCCGUCCGACACCGCAGCCUCAUUGAAGAGUGCUUCCCAGGAGGCGUUCACUGGUUAUCUAUCGGUCAGUUGGACAAAGCUGACCUGCUGGUAAAAAUCCAAGCACUGUGCUUUCGCCUGGAGCAGAGCCUGGACUCCCAGUCCCUCCAGCGACCCCCCACCUCUCUGGACGAGGCCAAGGAACGUCUGCGCUACCUCAUGUUGCGCAGACAUCCCAAAUCUCUGCUGAUUCUUGACGACAUCUGGGACAGCACGGUACUAAAAUCAUUUGAUAUCCACUGCCGCAUACUUCUGACCACCAGAAAUAGAAGCCUUGCUGAUUCAGUGAGCGGUGCUAAAUAUGAAGUCGAGGUAGAGAGUGGUCUGGAUGACAACAAAGCAUUGGAGAUCCUCGCCCUGUACACUAGAAACUCACCAGAAGGUCUGCCCGAGGAAGCCCGGAGCAUUGUGAGGGAAUGUAAAGGCUCCCCGCUGGUGGUCUCGUUGAUCGGCGCGCUGCUCAAAGAGAAGCCCGACCGUUGGAAUUACUACCUGCGGCAGCUACGGCAGAAGCAGUUCAAGCGCAUACGCAAGUCGUCGUCAUACGACUACGACGCACUAGACCAGGCGAUGGCGGCCAGCAUCGAGGUGCUGCCUGACGAACAUCGCGAGUUAUACCGAGACCUAGCCGUGCUGGAGCCGGACAUCAAAAUUCCAGCCAAGGUGUUGUCUAUCCUCUGGGAUCUCGAGCCUGAGGAAGUGGAGGACAUCCUGGAGGAGUUUGUCAACAAGUCCCUAUUGUUUGUGGAUAGUCACAAUAAACCUCAGUUGUACUACCUCCAUGAUCUCCAGCUGGACUUCUUGGUCGAGCAGAAUCGCGCCCAACUGGAGAACCUUCACACUAAGGUGGUGCGUCAGUACCAGCAGUACUACAACGAAGCUCCACCCGCAUCGGGGGACGACGAGUGCCUCUACUGGAUCAGGUUUUUGACCUAUCACAUGGCCAAGGCCAACCUCGUCCAGGAGCUCUACAACCUCAUGUUCUCUCUGGACUGGGUCACCCACAAGGCCCAGAUAUUGGGUCCAGCUCAUCUAAUUAAUGACUUUGUUGAAUACGGGCCCAUUCUGGACAAAAAGAACAGCGACGUGCGCAGUCACUUCCAGGAGUUUUUGUCUCUCAACGGCCAUCAGCUGGAGCAGCGGCCCUUUCCCGAUGUUGUCCAGCUAGCUCUUUCUCAGCCUCAGGUCUCGGAAGUCUACGGACAGGCUCUGCAGCAGGCGCGGGAGCGUUCCAGAAGCGGGAAACUCUACUUUGAUUGGCUAAAUAAGAGCAGUGUGGAGAGCCUCUCCCGGCUGGUGAUCCACCCACACCAGGGCUCCAUCAACGCCGCCUGCUUCUCCCACGACGGAACUAAGAUCGCCUCCUGUGGAGCCAGCAAGACGCUGAAGGUGUUUAGGAGCACAUCUGGUGAGAAAUUGAAAGAGAUCCAAGCCCACGAUGACGAGGUUCUCUGUUGUGCCUUUUCCCCUGACGAUCGUCUUCUCGCAACCUGCUCCAGUGACAGGAAAGUCAAGGUGUGGAAUGUGGAACGCGGCAUGCUGCUGAGGGUCUUCAAGGAGGAGCACGAGGAGCAAGUCAACCACUGCGAGUUCACCAACACGCCGCGUCGCCUCCUUCUGGCAACCUGUUCCAAUGACAGUAUCAUGAACGUCAAGCUGUGGAACCUGAACAAACCCAGCUCGCAGAACACCAUGUUUGGUCACUUUGAACCAGUCAACCACUGUUGUUUCUCACCCGACGACACCUAUCUGUCCACCUCCUCCAACGACGGCACCGUUAAGCUGUUUGACGUGUCCUCCACCAACGAGUGGAAAAGCAUCAACGUGUGGGAGUGGUGCGCAGAUGCCGGCGAGGAGGUUCCAGUCAAGUGCAGUACUUGGACAGGCGACAGCAAGCGCCUGGUGUGCGCCGUCAGGAGUGCCGUGUUGGUGAUGGACGUGGAAACAGCACAGAUGCUGUCGGAGAUCCGAACGGGUCGUCUGAGCAUGGUGCAGUACUGUCACGCGUGUCCCACCAGCAACCUGCUAGCCAUCGCCUUCUCCAACUAUGCGGUAGAGCUGUGGAACCUGGAAGACAAUAAAAAGAUGGCAGAAUGCAGCGGCCACCUGAGUUGGGUCCAGCGAGUCCAGUUCUCCCCCGAUGGUUCUCAGCUUCUCUCUUGCUCCGACGACCAGACCGUCAGGUUGUGGGAGACGAAUAAAGUGCACACCACGUCCGCGGUGCGCCUGAAGAGAGACUUUGACGCUUUGUUGAAUCCUGAAGGAGAUGGAGAACUCGUGGUUUCGGCUGCAGACAACUGCAACAGACUGCAGGUACGUGCUGGCAGAGCGGGUUCGCUGCUGUUUCAGUCAGAGGAGGUGGCUUCGCGAAUCCGAUGCACGUGCUUGUGCAGGGAGCCCUUCGUCGUGGCGUACGGCACAGAAGACGGGACUGUUCAGAUUCUGGCCGUACCUUCCGGCGAGGUUCUCGCCACCCUGCUGGGACACACCAGGACAGUGCUACAUUGCCAGUUCGUCCACGCAGGCCAAACACUAGUCACGUCAUCCGAGGACACCACCAUCAACGUGUGGAAGUGGCAGUCACAAGAGUGCCGAGUGCUGCGGGGCCACAAGGAGCAAGUGAGAUGUUUUUCUCUGCUGUCGCCCGCUGAAACACGACUUCUCUCCUGGUCCUUCGACGGCACCGUCAAGGUUUGGGACCUGGAAAGCGGAGCGGAUCUGCAAGACAUCGAGGCUCACAGGGGAGCCAUUUUGUCUUGUCAUGUCUCCCCUGAUGGCUGUCUCUUCACCACGACCUCUGCUGACAAGACUGCGAAGGUGUGGCGCAGUGAGUCUUGGCAGUGCGUCCACAUUCUCCGCGGCCACCAAGACUGCGUGCGGAGUUGCCGCUUUUCCUGGGACGGGCGACGACUCGCGACUGGAGAUGACAGGGGCGAGAUCCGGCUGUGGAGUGUCACAGAUGGCUCCUUGCUAAAGAUAUGCUCAAGAGACGGAAAGGACGGCCUGGACUCGCUGCACGGAGGCUGGGUGACCGACUUGCACUUCUCUCCGGAUGAUUCUCUUCUGGUUUCAAUCGGUGGAUACGUCAAGUGGUGGGACGUGGACAAAGGCGAGGCCCUGCAGACUUUCUACCCGACAGGAAGCGCGCUAAAGAAGAUCCACGUGUCUUCUGAUUUCUCCACGUUCGUCACCAUCGACAAUGUCGGCAUCCUCUACAUCCUCCAGAGAGUUUUGUGA